CUAACAGUUACACAAAAUGACGGUGAAGGAAAUCAUGAAAAAUAAAAAAUAUGAACUUGUGCCGCCAGACGGAGGAUGGGGUUACGUAAUUUGGAUAGCUGUUAUUAUUAACGGUAUAGCGACAGCAUCUUUUGUGGGAAGUUUCGGAAUAAUAUUCAAUGAACUUUUCAUCCAAUUAGAAAUGGGAUCGACUAGUAUAACUUUAUUCAACGGAAUAAACGCCAUGUGCGUAUCUCUCUCUGGGUUUAUGACGGGCCCGUUGCUAAAAUUUAUGAGUACGCGGCAAUUGGGUAUGGUUGCCGCGCUAUUAUUUAACCUUGGUGCUUUUGGUACCGUAUUUGUUAAUUCGACAGUAUUGUUCUUCCUCUGUCAAGGACUUUUACAGAGCAUCGGAGUUGGUUUCUUAUUUAAUUUAUCAUAUUCCGUGAUAAAUGAUUAUUUUGUAAAGCGACGAUUACUAUCAAUAAGUGUUACACAAACCAUUCCAGCUAUUAUAUCACUAUUUUCUCCACAAUUAGUGAAUAUGACCAUAAGUUAUUACGGAUUCCGAGGUUCAUUUGUUCUAUUAUCUGCCAUCAAUAUGCACACAUUUGUCGCUGUUUGUCUUAUGCAACCAGUCGCGAGGCAUAUGAAGAAAAUUGAAAUACCAAACAUUGAAAAUUCUGAAAUGAAAUUACUUUUGGUCCAAGAUAAAGCAGAUGCAAAUAUUCCCUGUGUUAAAUUAUCUGAUAAAGAGAAAGAAAUAGAUAAAAACAUAGAUAAGAAUGGAGAAAAAGAUUUAGAAAUAGAUGUGGUAACAGAAAAAAGUAGAAGUAUUAGAAGCAUCAUUUUGGAAGCAAUUGAUUUCUCACUAAUGAAAACAUUUAUAAAAUCAAAUGCAUGUUUAGGUUUGGCGAUAUGUGGAUUUGCUGAUUUGACCUUUACAUUAAUGCUUCCUCAAACAUUAUACGCGAUGAAUUGGAAAGAAGAUGAAGUAGCGUGGGCUGUGUCUUUAAAUAGUCUUGGAGAUCUAGUCACUAGAAUUUUGUUUAUAAUCGGUAGCUCUUGGUUGGUUCGUUUUGAGAGUCAACAAAUUUAUCUUGUUGGUUUAUUUUUGGCUGUGACCACGAGAUUGGGAAUGCUCGGAGUUGAAAAUGUCACAACAAUUUUGACCUUCCUUACAAUAAUGGGUGCGUCUAAGUGCACUGUGCUACUACUGAUACCGCAGGUUAUUGCGGAGGCAGUGAAACCCGAACAGUUUACAUCAGCUAUGGGCAUCUUUAUGCUAGUUUUUGGAUUUAGUAAUUUAUCACUCGGGCCACUAAUCGGCGCUGUUCGUGACUUGACGGACAGCUAUCCGACUGCGAUUUACAUUAUAACUUCCUGCUUCGGAAUUGUUUUCAUAUUUUGGAUCGUUGAAAUGGUUUACAAAAAGAACAAACAUAAGAGGAAGCCAAAAACUCAAACCUCUAAAAAGGCAUUAACAUAAUCAUGACACCCCCUACAUGAGGUUAUUUGGAGAUUGUGAGACGCCAACGAUGAUUUUAUCUGAUAAAUAACUUCCCAAUAAUUUAUUCCGGACUUACAUGAACAUUGUAAAAGUUGCCUAAAAAAUUAUAUUACAAAAAAAAAAAACAAAAGCA
Molecule: messenger RNA, 1622 nt
Organism: Papilio machaon (common yellow swallowtail)
Lineage: Eukaryota; Metazoa; Arthropoda; Insecta; Lepidoptera; Papilionidae
Product: monocarboxylate transporter 6-like
Exons: 11
Coding region: 17-1468 (483 amino acids)
Biological process (GO): monocarboxylic acid transport; transmembrane transport
Molecular function (GO): monocarboxylic acid transmembrane transporter activity
Source: RefSeq, a predicted model, not a curated record